Messenger RNA from Dufourea novaeangliae, 9543 nucleotides. RefSeq names its product dystrophin-like. The transcript has 37 exons. Gene Ontology annotation, biological process: synaptic signaling. The record is from RefSeq and is a predicted model, not a curated record. Lineage: Eukaryota; Metazoa; Arthropoda; Insecta; Hymenoptera; Halictidae. Gene Ontology annotation, cellular component: plasma membrane. The coding region runs from base 1 to 9543 and encodes 3180 amino acids. Gene Ontology annotation, molecular function: protein binding.
AUGCGCACAGUGGGCGUGAAAGUAUGCCUGGAGAGAAAAAAAAGAGAACGUGGUCGAAUGAGAGUUCAUCAUCUUAAUAAUGUUAAUAAGGCGUUGCAAAUUCUUGAACAAAAUAAUGUAAGUCCAAUGGAUCAUGUGAAACUUGUAAAUAUUAGUAGCAACGACAUCGUUGACGGUAAUCCUAAGCUAACAUUGGGAUUAGUAUGGAGUAUUAUUUUACACUGGCAGGUACAUUACCAUCUGAAGGAUCUUAUGACAGAGUUACAACAAACAAAUCUGGAAAAAACACUUUUAGCAUGGUGUCGUCAGAAUUCACAGAAUUAUCCCGGAGUUGAUAUUAAAAACUUCACCACAUCUUGGUCGGACGGUCUAGCCUUUAAUGCGAUUCUUCACCGAUGGAAAUCGCAUCUGUUCGAUUUCAAUAAUAUAGCCCGUAAACAUCCUAACGCUAGACUAGACCAUGCGUUCCGAAUCGCUCAGGAGCAGUUGGGCAUCGAACGGCUGCUGGAUCCAGAGGAUGUAAAUACAUCAGUACCAGAUAAAAAAUCUAUAAUGAUGUACGUUAUGUGCCUCUUCCAAUUGCUACCUCAUUCUGGAGACGAUAUAGGCGAGCUAGAUAUUUCAGUAGCCAGCGACACUAGCCCGGUCACGACACCAGGGGCUGAGAACCCAUUAUCGUUCACAAAUUUCGGCACACCGGCCUCGAGACCAAUGAGUCUUGCCACAAACGUGUCGGUAGAACUUGGUGGUUACCAAGUCGCCCUUGAAGAAGUGUUGACCUGGCUUCUGGAGGCUGAAGAUAAGCUAAAUCACGCUCCAGAACCAGGCUCGAGCUUAGAAGUACUGAAGCAACAAUUUCAUGAACACGAGAUAUUUUUAAUGGAACUGUCCGGACACCAGGACGGAGUAGGUGCUGUAUUGGAGGAAGGUGCGAGAUUAUUGGCGGAAGGCGGUUUACACAAGGACGAGGAGCACGAAGUUCGUGUUCAGAUGUCGUUAUUGAAUUCUCGGUGGGAAGGACUUCGUAUGCGUGCAAUGGAAAGACAAACGAAAAUUCACGAGGUUUUAAUGCAGAUGCAACAGGGCCAGUUAGACGCGCUCAGGCAAUGGUUAACAAAAACCGAAGAUAGGAUUUCGCGAAUGGCAGCCGCUGAAUUGAAUCCAUCUGCCUUGGACGAACAGCUGAAACAAUUAAGCGAAUUGGAGCAAGAUAUCCAGGCGCAGCAAGGAGUUGUCGAUGGUAUGAGGAAUAUGGUGGUUGUUGUCGACGAGGAGAACUCGGAAGCGGUUUACGCACAAAUGGAGGAUCAGCUGUCCGCUCUUGGAGAACGAUGGACUCAUAUUUGUCAAUGGAAGGAGGAAAGAAGGCAACGUUUGCAGUCGCUUUCUCUGCUUUGGCAGACUAUAAAUGACGAUUACAAGAGAUUGGUCUCGUGGUUAAAUGAAACUGAAAUCACAUUGAAACAGAUGGAAGCGAAUCCAGCGUCCGAGAUCGGCGAAGUACUGGAGAGAAUAAAGAAGGUACAGGUACUGAGGAUGGAGAUGGAUUCGAAUCAGAAGAAAUUGACCUCUUUGCAAGAAUCCGUUCAGGAGUUAGAGGGUCAGAGCACUUCUCCCGAAUGUGUUAAUGUAUUGGAAAAGAUUGAAAACCUGCAGGAUAGAUGGGAAGCAGUAGGACAAAUAAUGGAAGUUCAAUCUCGAAGGAUAACUAGUUCAGGAUUUGAGUUUGAUCUGAAAUCUGAGAGCGAAAUGACAAUGGUUUCUAGUAAUGAAUGGAUGUCUGAAACCGUGACGAGUAUCGCUUACAAAGAAGAAAUCACUGCAACGGUAUAUUUACAUCCAAAGGAUUUUUUAAAACUUCCCCAAUUUUUAGAUAGUACAAUCCGACACGAGUUUGAGUCUGCUGUGAAUAAUCUGUACAAAUGGCUUGAUUACGUUGAUCUGGAAAUUGGUCGAUCGGAAGGAUUGUUUGACGAAUUAAGCGUUGAAGAAAAGAAAGUAGUGUACAACGAUACGAUAGUUGAUAUACAGUCGCACAAGGAUGAUUAUAAUAAAGUUUUGGAGCUGGGAAAGCAACUUCUUGAGGAAUUAAAGAACGUAAAUGAGUCGACUGAGGCGGAGGAAUCGAAACUCAAAGAUGUACAGAAUUGUUGGUCGGCUAUCAAUAAUCGGCUUGACGAGAUAAAGUGUCGCAUAGAAUAUCUUGAAGAAGUAAAAAAGUUUAGAACAGAAUUGGCUAGCUUAAAUUUAAUGCUGGAAAGUUAUUCCAAAUGGUUGGAUUCGAAUAAAGGGAAUAACCAAGUUGAACCAUUUAGGGUGAAAAUAAAAUCAAUGAAAUCUCACGAGGAACGUAUUAAAAAAUUGACGGAAAAAACCAGCGAGUUAUUGGAAAGACCAACUAAUACUAAUGAAAGCUGUAAUCUGAAUAUGGAUAUACAAACCUUUGUUUCUAACUGGGAAGCAUUAUAUAAAUCACUGUCUGAAAGAUUAACGGAAAUAAAUGAAGCAGUAGAUAAAACACCGCCAAAAAAAUAUAUAGAUUCAGUUGCCGAUCUUACUUCUUUUAUUAAUAAUGUGGAGAGUACAUUGUUGUCAGAGCAUAUAGUAAUGUCAGAUAAUCAGACAAUGGCGGAGCAGUUAAAAAAAUUUAGCGAUCUUCAAGAUUCUCUGAAAGAACAUCAAGAGAUUUUUAAUUAUGUGAACAGUGUUGGACAAGAAUUGAUUAUGAAGACUGGUGGAGACUCUCAGGGACAAAGACUUAAGGAUGAGCUGCAAGAUCUUAACACAAAGUGGAGCGAUAUACCUAUAAUAUUAGAAGAACGUCAACAGAAUUUAUUGAAAGGUAUUUUCUCUUUGAAAACUUUUAACAAUGAACUUUCCAAUCUCGAACGUUGGCUUGAGAAAUCAUAUCAGGACUUAGAAGAAUUGGCAAAGGAUGGUGUAACUAACAACGUCGAAGCUAUGGAACAUAAAUUAACACAAAUUCAGUCUCUGUCCGAGAACAUAAGUCAAACAAAACCGAAGAUAGAAAAACUUCAGACAUCGACGAACAAAUUACUCGAAAAUUCUGAGCCAAAGUUUGCAAGCGUAUUAAAUAGUAAAUUAGAAGUUAUAUCACAUAAAUGGAAUGCUAUUGUGGAUGGUGCUAAAAGUUUAAAUGAUACAUACGAAGAUGCUUUAAAGAAGAAUGAUGAAAUAAUAAAUGGAAUAGAGGACUUUACAAAGUGGUUGUCAGCUCUGGAGAAGGAAAUACCAGCUGAAACAAAAAUUACAUCCUCGGUUGAAUUGUUUCAAGUUCGUGGUCGAUACCAGUCGUUGAAAGAAAAGAUUGAUAAGCGAGUAGAAGAAUUUAGGAACCUUAAUGAAAUGGGCAACGAUAAACUGUUAAGCUCAGAAGGAUCCUCAGUACAGGAACUUGGCAGACGUUUUACGUUCUUAAAUGCUCGGUGGACUGACGUUACAGAUCGUAUUUAUGAACGAUACAGACAUUUGCAAAAUGCUAGUCACGAGUACGGUGAAUUUCGUGCUCUGGUUGCCCAAGAAAGUGAUUGGCUCGAUAAGUUAGAUAAAAGACUUAAGAGAUCCACAGAAAGUGCUGCCGAUGCCGAAGAAAUUUCAGAAGAACUCGAUGAUUUGGAGAAUUACAUUCGAAAUCAUCCAGAAAUGAGGCUUGAAAAAAUCCAAGAAAUUGGUAAACAACUGACUGAAAGUAAUAUCAUGACGCAAUCCAUUCAAACAGAUGUAGAAAGCUUAACAAAUCGAUGGGAAAGUUUAAACAAUCAGGCAGGGCAGCGAGCGAAGCUGCUGGAAGGAUCAGUGAAGCAAGCACAGCAAUCAGAAGGACGUAUCCUUGCUCUUCAACACUCCUUAACGCAAAUAGAUUCUGAACUAACUGCACGUCUUGACUGCGACCUUACCGCUGAUGAUUUGCCUCAUGAUUAUCAGAAAUUAAUGGAGAAAAUGGAACAUCAACGAUCAACUCUUCAAGAUAUGGCAGUACAAAUUGACUCGUAUAAAGCUGCGGGAAAGCAUGAAGUCGCGCUUAGGCUGCAAGAACAGUUGUCUCUUAUAGAACAAACAUUUUCUGAAGUACAAAAAAAAUUCCAACGUUUUCGCUGUCCAAUGAAUUUAGAGCCAAGGUUAUCACGAGCAUUGCGUGAACUUAGAGGGAUAGAAGAAGCAACUUGCUUGUUAGAGUUGUCUUCAGAAGAUCCAGAAGCUAUUGAAGGCCAACUCAAACAUUGUCUGCGUUUUUACCAAACGUUAAGUGAAAUUAAAAGUGAAAUAGAGACUAUCAUUCUCACUGGCAGAAAAUUGGUAGAAGAUAAAAAUGUUGUUGAUCCAGAGAAAUUUUCAAAACGAAUUGAUAUGUUGAAAGAACUGUAUAAUAAGUUGGGAUUACAUAUAACUGAGUCGAAAUCAUCUUUGGAAUUAGCUUUAGAUUUGUCACGUGAUAUGUAUAAAAAUAUGUCUUACAUUAACAUGUCCAUAGAUAGUAUUAACAAAGAGUUAGAUACACAGAAGAACAUGCCUGAUUUACCAGUUAACGCGAUAUAUGUGCGCGAGACUUUGACAGAAGUAAUCCCAAGAUUAAACGUUGUAAAAGAUAAGUUACUGAAAUCCCAAGAAGAGUUUUCCAAGCUUUGUGAUCCAAUGUAUUUAGAACAACUUAAGGAAAAAUUGUCAGACGUUGUAACCAGAUUAGGAAACACUGAAAAGAGAUUAAAGCUUUGCAGUGCUCCAGAGGAGGAACCGAAUGUUGACGAGUUAAAUGCAUGGCUCUUGCAAGUUCAAGAAAAAUUGAAUAAACUAGACAGUGUUCCAGUUGAUCAGUUGACAGAAAAUCAUUUUGAACAGUGCAAGGCUGUCCAGUGUGAAAUGAUAGAAGCAAAACCGAAAGUCAAUCACUUGCAACGUUAUACUUAUUAUCCGAAAGUGGCAGAAGUUUGUGAAAAAUGGGAUGUAAUAUCUAAUAGAAUACAAGAAUGGAUCCACAAAAUCACAGACAAUUUAUUAAUAAAAAGUAAGGUGGGAGAGACUAAGGGGAGAGACAAUUACGGACGCAUUAAAUCGUCUAGACAACCGGAACAGGCUCCGGUGCAGCUAGUUAAGAAAGAAACUAAGUUAAUAGAUGAGAAUGAGGAAAUAUACGGGAUAGGAUAUCUUAAUCCUGCGUUUGAUGAUAAUCAAAGUAACGUUAUACAUACACCAAAAAGCUCGCCAAUUCCUAUCGUUCAUCGAAGACGAAAGUCUUCUAUAAAGGCAGAAAAAGUAAAAAGCAAAGUUGUAGAUGUUAGUAGGACCGUUAGACGGAAGUUAGACAUGAGUUGUAUACCGGACGUUGUUCCGACCUCUCAACCACAAGUUGUUCACAUUGACGACGAUUUACUCUCUUCAUCCCCUGACACAGAUGCAUACAUGCCCGACGAAGAAUUCUUUUUAUCAAAAAAUAGUACCUUGUUCUCUCAAGUAUCAACCAAUACCUUGGUUACGACAGACACAAAACCGUACAAUAUGUAUAGCGCACAGACGAAUCCUUUCUGCAUCGUAGAAGUGAAAGAAAUGGAAAUUAAAAAAUCAGUCGCAUCCCCGGAAGAUCAUGUAAUAUUGUCAAGUGCGAAUGUCAGUGUAGGAUUAAUGCCACAGGUUGUCGAAAGAGUAGAAAUUGUCGAGGAUACAGAGACAGAACCGGAAUCAGUGGAUACUGAUACUGAAGACAAAGAAGCUAAAGGACAGACAUGUAGUGGGGGGCAAAUCAUUAACAAGAAGAAAGAACUCAUUCCUAUUUUAAAGAAAAACAAGUCAGUGGAUCCAUAUUCUGCAAAAAAUAUGAAGAAAUUAACUCUUAAAUUAGACAGGGGGACUGUUCAAUUAGAUCGACAGAUAUCAAAUAGCCAACUAACGAAGGUAGAAGAUAGUACAGCAUCAACAAAUACACAAUCAUCUUGUAAACAGGAUAGGUCUGAAAAUAUUGCAUCGUAUAUGUGGAAAGAUAAAGACAGUGUCGCUGAGUAUCUUAUUCUUGACGACUCUGAAAUAUGUUUAAAAUCAAACACCGAUAUCACUGACAUUUCUUCCCCAUUACCAAUCACUCAUAUAAGACGCAGAAAAGAGCAUGCUACCGAUAAAGAAUUAGCCUUCGAUAAAGGCAUUGAGGUUUCGAAACCACGUCAUAAUGAGAAAGAAAAUUUGGAUUCUGAGAAAAGUCCAAAGGCUUUGUUAUACAGACGCGCAAGAAGUAUAUCGAAAGAUGAUACACUAGAAGACUGUGAAAGUUUCUACGGAAGCGACAAAGAAACUGAUGAUAUUUUAAUUUUUUCCGACGAUACUGAAAUUGACGUUGGAAGUUCCAGUUCAGAAGGGGAAGACCCACAUUUAGGAGAACAUGUUGAGCACCUCUUGGGCAAGAUGCAGGUUGAAAAGGUAUCACAGGAAUCGCAACAGAAAGCCGAUGUAAAAGUAUCAGGUGACAAGAGAGGUUUCAAAGUUUCAACAGGCUUAUCCAGAACAGCUUUGGAAAAAUGCAUUUUGGAAUUUGAACAGUUUGCCCAAAAAAUGUUACAUAGAAUGGACGUUAUGCUUAUGAGCAUCAGUGGCAUUAUCAAUGAAAAAGAUCCCACUAAGCGUUUGGAGGUACUAGAAGGCGAAGUUAGUACUCUUGCACCAGACGCAGCAGCUUUGAUUAGUAAAGGUGAUGGUCUAGUCAUGACAGUGCAUGCAUCUGAUCCUGUUAGAGCUGAGAAGAUAAAGAAUGAACAUCAGGAUAAGUUACGGAGUAAAUGGCAUCAAGUUAUGUCUGAGGUUGAAUCGAGAAGAAUCCAAGCACAACGGGGCGAAGAAAUACUACGGCAAUAUAAUAAUUUAAUAGCAGAUUUUGAAGAUUGGUUUAGAGACGUCCCAUUGAAAUUGGAACAAGUGAAUAAUUACGAGGGUCAAUUAGAAUCUUUUACAGCAGAGUUUGAUGCUAAGCAAGAGCAGAUUCAUAAAUUGAACGACCUGGCUGUUGAAUUAAAAAAAUUGAACGUUGGUUACUCCGAAACUGUACGUUAUAGUAUCAACAGUAGGUGGCAGGAAGUUAGUUCACAGUUUAAAAGAUAUAGUGGUAGCAAGGAUAAAGACAAACAUGUUACUGACAAGAAAGUUGAAAUGGAUGUGGGAAGGAUUGACUUACAAGAGUUCACCACGAGAGUUAAUAAGAUUAGAGAAGCUGUCGUGACAGUGACCAGAUCACUAAACUCAAUGCCUUUGAAUGGCGAUGAUUACGAAAUGUUUGCGAACCAAGAAGAAUGCUUGAAGAAGAUUAGUAAUGCUUUGAAUAUUCUGAAACCGAGUAUCGAAGAAAUUAACUUGGUUUUUGAAAAUGUUGCUUCUCAGUUAAGGAGAGAUCAAGCUGAACAAAUUAGACGUUUGAGUGAUAAACUACGAGACGAAUGGAUGAAAGUUAAUCAAAGUUACGUAGAUAGAUAUAAUCGUUGGAACAAAUGUUACGAAAAAUGGAAAGAACUGUACCACACAUGUAGAAGCUUUUCCGAGUGGCUAGACAAAACAGAAGAAUCUUUAAAGAAACUAAAUUCUACUGGACAUUCCAAAUCAUCAAAGACAAAAAUAUUUGAAUUGGAACAAGAGAUUUCUAGAAUGCAAAGAAUUGUGAAUAAUAUUAACGUCUCGAGUGCUAGUAUUUUAACUCGUUCCAAAGCUGAAGAUAUGAUGGAACUGAAAGAAAUGAUUGAGAUGAUAAAGCGUCGCUGGCAAAAUAUAGUGGCCGAUUUAAAUUCAAGAAAAGAAAAAAAUUUUGCCAUGGAAAGGAAAGUAAAUAAUGAAGGAAGAAUUUUGGAAAGUGUUUACAACAUCUUAGAGCAAAUAAAUUCCUUACUGGUGUCUGCAGCAAAUCCAUCAGAUGAAACUUCUCUAUCAAUUAGACUGUCAUUGAUCAAGGCCAAACAAGAAGAACUUUCUUCUCGUAAAAGGGCAUUGCAAAAUCUAGUAAAUCAAAAUGAUGUACCUCCAGGAGAGGAUGACUGUAACAAACUCCUUGCUGAUGUGGACAAAGCCAAUUCAAGUCUCUCGAAUCAUCGUGAAUAUGUUGAAAAUAAACUUGCCUCUCUUAAGAAAUAUAUUUGUACUUUGGAUGCUGUUAUGGCAUGGGUAAUGGAAACACGAACAAGAAUCAGUAUAUCUCGAGAAUUAUCUGAACAAGAACGGAUCGAAGUUAUUGAUAAUGUUAUGGAAAAGUUGAAGAAACUGAGGGAAGACUGGCAGUUUGUUAAGAACAGUGGUGAAUCCCAGGGUCAUGAAGUUAAAUCCGCAGUUACAACUCCGAUCACGACCAAGGAACCAGAAGUCGAGAGGAGUGCAGGAGCUGCACCGGGGGCGGCGGGUGCAACUGCAGGGGGCUCUCGGGGGUUGGCACCUACCCCUGCCCCCUCGACGCCCUCGACCCCCGUCAUCACCACUAGCCCCUCGGCCUCAACCUCUUCGACAUCGACGUCACCUUCACCUUCUUCUUCGCAUUCUGCCGCCGUAGCGAGUUUCGACAAAUCGGUGCUACAGAUACGCGAUUGGUUGACCGUCGAAGAAGAGAUGUCACGACAACAGGCCGUGGUUGUCGGCGACGUCGACAAAAUCAUACAAAUGAUCGACAAACAAAAGAAUGUUUUACGGGAACUGGAGAAGAAAAAGCCGCAACUGGACGAGCUGGUUCACACUGCGGAAAACCUUCGAGCGGACACGAAUAGGCAGCAGCUGCACGGUAAAGUCACGAAGCUGAGAGAACAUUGGGACGAGACGAACUCGAAAGUGAUGCAAAGGAAGACGCAGUUGGACGCGAUGCUCGGUGACAGCCAGCGAUACGAGGCGAAGAGGAACGAGGUGGAAGUAUGGCUCGCGCGGAUGGAAACUCGACUGGAGAAAAUGCAGGCUGUAGGGCACACCGCCGACGUUCUCGAGGCGCAGCUCCGAGAACAAAAGUCGUUCCACGCGGAGCUGCACCAGUACAAGCGACAGAUCGAGCUCUUCAAUCAGCUCACGCAGAAGCUGAUCGCCGUUUAUCAGCAGGACGACACGACACGCGUGAAAAAGAUGACGGAGACCAUCAAUCAAAGAUACAACAAUCUCAACACCAGUAUCAUCAAUCGAGGAAAACUGCUGCACUCCGCGAUGAACUCCCUCCACAACUUCGACCGGUCCCUGGACAACUUCUUGGCUUGGUUGAGCGAAGCGGAGUCCUCAAUGGAGGGAUUGGAAGCGGACGCGGACCGACUAGGCGGACGACGGGACCAGGGCGCUCUCAGGCGACCGCAGCAUCAGCUCAAGUUGAAUUGCGAUAAACAGAAAUUGAUGCGCGACGAGGCCGUAAGAUCCCUCGGAGACGUUCUAACGGCGGUCACGUCUGGAAACCAGAUCUGUAUAGGUCACGUGUUGACUGAAGAAGGUUUUACGGCUUCGAUUGAUUGCCACAAAAGUGUGCCGAAGGCAGCAGUCGGCGUGUCGGUGAAAAUGUGUUUGGCUAGACCCUUGAGAUUCAAGGUGCUUAUGGAGUUCUAA